This is a messenger RNA of Penicillium concentricum, 1587 nucleotides long. RefSeq lists its product as uncharacterized. Gene Ontology annotation, biological process: transmembrane transport. The record is from RefSeq and is a predicted model, not a curated record. The transcript is spliced from 8 exons. Gene Ontology annotation, molecular function: transmembrane transporter activity. Gene Ontology annotation, cellular component: membrane. NCBI's taxonomy places the organism in Eukaryota, Fungi, Ascomycota, Eurotiomycetes, Eurotiales, Aspergillaceae. The coding region runs from base 1 to 1587 and encodes 528 amino acids.
AUGGCCCACGAGUUGAAAGAGGUCGCAGCCUCUGCCAACUCCCUUGAUUCACCUAUCAGUGAUUAUGACAGAAUUCAACUGGAGCGCCUCGGGAAGAAACCAGUAUUGAAGCGAAAAUUCGGCAUCUUCGCAACUCUCGGAUUGAGUUGUACUGUUCUCGGAACGUGGGAGGGACUACUUGGAACAUUCACAACGCCUUUGCAUAAUGGAGGCUCGGCGGGUGCAGUCUAUGCCUAUAUAUUUGCUUGGACAGGCACAGCAUGCUGUUUUGUCGCUCUUUCAGAGUUAGCGUCGAUGGCACCAACAUCUGGAGGCCAAUAUCACUGGUGUGCCAUGCUUGCUCCAAUAAACUGCAUGAAGUUUCUGAGCUACAUAACUGGGUGGGUUGCGGUAGUUGGAUGGCAGGCCGCAUUUGCCUCAGCCGCGUAUCUGUCUGGUACAAUGAUCCAAGGAGUCGCCAUCCUCGCCCACAAACACUACAAAGCCGAAGCUUGGCAGGGUACACUAAUAAUGUGGGCAUGUCUCUUAGUUGCACUUGCUGUGAACUUAUCAGGCGGGAAGCUCUUCCCUCGAUUGGAAAAAGGCAUUCUUAUCCUACACGUCCUGGGCUGCGUGUCAAUUAUCAUACCGCUGGUUUGUCUGGCCGAUCAUAAAACCAAACAAGAAGUCUUCACGAAGUUCCUGAACGGUGGCGAGUUCCCGACUCAGGGUCUGUCCUGGUUUGUGGGAAUUUCCGGUUGUGUGUUUUCAUUUGCGGGAGGCGAUGCUGUAGUCCAUAUGGCUGAAGAAAUCCACAAUGCAGCCAUUGUUAUCCCCCGUGCGAUCAUGUUCAGUGUGCUUAUCAAUGGUAUUCUCGGAUUCGGCAUGUUGAUUGCUGUGUUAUUCUGCAGUGGAAAUAUUCAAGAUGCUCUGGAUGGUCCGACGGGGUAUCCAUACAUCGAAAUAUUCUAUCAGGCGACAGGAUCAACGGCGGGAAGUGUGGUUAUGAGUACUAUUGUACUGGUCAUAGGCAUAUUUGGUGUUAUUGGUAUACUGGCUACGGCAUCACGGCAAAUUUGGUCCUUUUCCAGAGAUCGAGCAGUGCCGGGUUGGCGACUAUGGGUCCAAGUACCCACCUCCACACAGCUCCCGGUGUACUCAAUCCUCCUGACACUUACCAUCUGCUGGCUCCUGGGACUCAUCAACAUCGGCUCCAAAGUGGCCCUUGACGACAUUCUCUCCAUGGCAGUGUCUGGUAUUUACCUAUCCUACCUCGUCGUCAUCGCAUUGCUGCUAUAUCGCCGUUGCAAGGGCGAUAUCUAUCGACACAACGAUAGUGAUGGUGCGAUUAAUGUUCCCGGCGCCAAGUUGGUUUGGGGACCAUUCCAUAUUCCAGGUGUAUUGGGGGCGUUGAUCAAUACAUAUGCACUCAUUUAUAUCCUCAUUGUUAUAUUUUUCAGUUUUUGGCCUUCGCAUAUGUCGCCUACUGUCACGACUAUGAACUGGAGCGUUGUUGGGACUAUUGGAACUGUUCUCUUGGCUGUGAUAUACUAUGUGGUGCGCGCUAGAAAUGUUUACACUGGGCCUGUGUUGGAGACAACUUCAUGA